AUGUCAACAUGCAAAUACCAAAGUUGUAUCAUUGCUCAAGCUCCUGAGUAUAUUAGUUAUCGAGUUCGACUUCGUUUUCUUACCUUUGAGAUCGAAGCGGAAAACGAUUGUAGCUACGAUUAUGUUGAAAUUUUCGAUGGUUACGAUACAACUUCUCAUCUAAUUGGACGAUACUGUGUUCUAACUCAUCCACCUUAUAGUCCAUACCAACGUCCGUCACAUUAUCAACCACCUCCAGUCUAUUAUCCUCCUCCACCUCCACCUCCUCCGACUGUUUAUUACCCACCACCUCCUCCACCUCCACCACCAGUCUACUACCCCCCUCAAGUCUAUUAUACAAGGUCUUAUCCUUACUAUCCAUAUCCAAUUUACUAUUAUAUCGUUUAUGAAUGA
Messenger RNA from Panonychus citri (citrus red mite), 393 nucleotides. RefSeq lists its product as uncharacterized. The record is from RefSeq and is a predicted model, not a curated record. The coding region runs from base 1 to 393 and encodes 130 amino acids. Lineage: Eukaryota; Metazoa; Arthropoda; Arachnida; Trombidiformes; Tetranychidae. The transcript is spliced from 3 exons.